CAUUCUCUAAUUUCCUCUUUUGUUUAAUUUCACCUAGGGUUUCUUUCUCCAUUUUUAAUUUUAUGAUUAAUUGAUGGAAAUAUGCGAUACAGAUGGCUGAUUAAAGAAUAAAAGGAAUAAUUUUGAGGGUUUUUUUUUAAUGAUUUGGAGUUUUGUCCUCAGGUGUUAAAGAUCUGAGGCUAAUCGUUUAUUUAUCUCUUUUAUUUUAAGUGACAAAAAAAAAAAGAAAAAGAAAAUGACCGCUUUAAGGUUUAUAAAGUGCGUGACUGUUGGUGAUGGUGCCGUUGGUAAAACUUGUUUGCUGAUUUCUUACACCAGCAACACUUUUCCUACUGAUUAUGUGCCAACUGUUUUUGACAAUUUCAGCACAAAUGUUGUUGUCAAUGGGGGUACUGUUAACCUGGGGUUGUGGGAUACUGCAGGACAAGAGGAUUAUAACAGAUUAAGACCUUUGAGUUAUCGAGGGGCAGAUGUGUUCAUAUUGGCAUUUUCCCUCAUUAGCAAGGCCAGUUAUGAAAAUGUCUCCAAAAAGUGGAUUCCUGAGUUAAAACAUUAUGCCCCUGGUGUUCCAAUAGUUCUUGUUGGAACUAAGAUUGAUCUUCGGGACGAUGAGCAGUUCUUUAUUGAUCAUCCUGGAGCUGUGCCUAUUUCUCCAGCUCAGGGAGAGGAGCUGAGGACGCAGAUUGAUUCACCUGCUUAUAUUGAGUGCAGUUCAAAGACCCAGCAGAACGUGAAGGCAGUUUUUGAUGCAGCCAUCAGAGUCGCCCUUCAACUGUCCAAGCAGAAGAAAACGAAGAGCAAAACACUGAAGGGCUGCUCCAUAUUGUGACUAUAGAAAGAUUAUGGCCUUAUGUCCUAUCAAUGGUCCCUUCACCCCACUAUUUCCCUUUAUCUUCUUCUUGCUCUUGAAGAUGUUAGAAUUUAGAAGCCCUAGAAUAUAGUCUCUCUCAACUGACAACUCGGUAUCUCGUUGAAUCAUCUGGUGCCUUGGUGGUAUUGCUUUAUUGAAACUCUUGUGAUCUCUAACUGUUGAAGCAAAGUUCAUGGAUGCCAGCCCCCUUCUCUCGACUUUGUUUUUGAUAUGUUGAUGUAUUAAGAAAUUGCAAGGACAAUCUUAAAUUAAUUGCUUUGUAUUGUUUUAAAAGGCUUGGAAUGUUUGUGGUUUCUUUCUUCUGUGCUUAGUUUUUUGGCAACUUGUCUGUUUGUGAUGGAUCUGUGGGUCCUUUCUUCCAUAUCUAUGAUCUUUUUAUGCUAUUUAUAACCGUCACUCUUUGUUCGCUCACAUUAUAAGCACCAGGACCAGAUAUGGUCAAAAUUGGUUGUAUCAAAAGUAGAUUAAAAGUUCGUUAAAGCAGGAAAAAGGGCUUUUAGAGUCAUCAGUCUAACCAAUAAAGAGAUGCCGCCCUUGUGUGUUUCAUUUCUCCUCUCGGAAUUUCAUGCAAGCUGUCUUUGAUGUUAUGGCGUAAUAAUAUGGCUCAUCAAAGUCCCUCUGUUUUAUCCCAUGCCUCACCCUUUUUGUUUCGUGGAAGGCAAUUUCAAGUUGCAUGUGGAAGGAAUCUAUUGAUGUAUAAAGGACUUUAUGAGAUUGGAAGUUACAUUUUGUGGUUACUUUAUAUGAAAACGACAAGAACAAAACAUGGGGCAAAGUGGACGAUUCUCAGUUCACAACU
Molecule: messenger RNA, 1670 nt
Organism: Durio zibethinus
Lineage: Eukaryota; Viridiplantae; Streptophyta; Magnoliopsida; Malvales; Malvaceae
Product: rac-like GTP-binding protein ARAC11
Biological process (GO): small GTPase-mediated signal transduction
Molecular function (GO): GTPase activity; GTP binding
Source: RefSeq, a predicted model, not a curated record